This is a messenger RNA of Emericellopsis atlantica, 348 nucleotides long. RefSeq lists its product as uncharacterized. The record is from RefSeq and is a predicted model, not a curated record. Bases 32 to 280 code for a protein of 82 amino acids. NCBI's taxonomy places the organism in Eukaryota, Fungi, Ascomycota, Sordariomycetes, Hypocreales, Bionectriaceae. The transcript has a single exon.
GCCAAACCGCAAUGACUGUGACAAGUCAAAAAUGGAGAACAGGCUCAUUAAUGAUACCUGCGCAGACUGUGACCCAGAAGUGCGCAGAAAGAUCCUCAGGGAGGAGUAUGAGGCGAAGCACGCCAUCCUGAUGGAACGCUAUCGGCAGGCAAAGAAGGACGGGGACGUGAAUUUGAUGCAAGACUUGGAGACUAGGAUACAAAACCUUGUUGUCGUUACGAGAUCUCGCAACUUUGAAAUCAGUCCAGUAAGAGGCGGCAUGGAUGUACUUUGGAAUUGACGGAAUGCGAGCAGUAUAAGUGGUGUCACAGGAUUGCUUCACAGUGUAGCGCGACGCAACUUGCGAGC